UAUUGGAAUAGAUGUCUCUGCAAUGAAAGUUUUUGUAUCGCACGUUACAUCUUCCAUCAGUCUCGUCGCUGUUAUAAACAGAUAUUUAAAUAUUGAUAUUAUUUAACGAAAUUUAGUGAUACAUACAUACAAAUAUCGAAGCAUAUUUCGUGGUUUCAUGACAUUUCCUUGAGUGUUGUAUGAUAUGCCUCUUAUUUCACUUUCUUCCCUAUUUGUUUCAAGUACAUGUAUAAUUGAAUGCGUUGGCGGGAAAUAAGAAGGAAGAGUGUUUACAAGAAGUUGUUAGAUCUAUUUUGACUCAUUGUCAGUUUUAGUUCUGUUCAUUUAAUUGAUUACAGAUCAAGGUUUUCAAAGAACCAAUAAAUAAUUGAAAGAACCGAUGGCAGAACGGCUGGAAGACCUCAACUUACCAAAUGCGGUUGUAUCAAGAAUUAUAAAGGAAGCAUUGCCGGAAGGAGUCACAAUUGCUAAAGAUGCCAGAACCGCUGUAGCAAAGGCUGCAUCUAUUUUUAUACUGUAUUUAACAUCCUCUGCAAAUGUGAUUGCUAAAAAGGCAAACCAUAAAACGAUAAGCGGCCAAGAUGUUAUACAAGCGAUGAAUGACAUAGAAUUCGAUCAGUUCAUUGAUCCACUGCAAGAGUCGUUAGAAAAUUACCGUAAAACUCAAAAGGAAAAGAAAAAUGCGACAUCAAAGAAAAAGCAACAGAAGAAAGAUGGGGAUGAUGUAGUAGAAGACGAAGAUGGGGGAAGGGAAGUUAUGGCCUUUUGAUACAUCUUAAACAUACAUAUGUGUAAAAAUAAGUAUAAAGAUUCAUACUAUUUUACAUGCUUAGUAUAUAAGACUAGAAGUUUGUCACAUUCUAUUUAUUAUUACUAAAUGAAAAGCAAAAUAUAUUAGUACAAAAAUAAUUGAAGCAUUCAAAAUAAUUUCCCUUAACUCCUAUUAUUUUUUUUAAACAAACAUGGUGAUUGGUAAUGGUUUUUUUUAUACAAAUUCUUUUGUUUACGAUCUUUUUAUUUUAACAAUUUUUGCUCAAACAGUAUACACAAAUCAAUAAAAUGUCAAUGCUUUAUUAAUGGAUAGUUUUAAUAUACUGAUUUACAUAAAAUUUUUUUUUUAUAAAAAUUCACUUCUAUCAUUUAUAAAAGCUUGCUUAUAAUUCUGGCUUUUGUAUUAUUAACUCUCAACCACUUUUCAACGGAUUAAAAUGUUUUUUAUCUUCACAGUAUUUAUAAGGCUAUUACACAUACAGAUAUGUUGGUGACCAUUUGAUAUAAAAAAUCAUAUUGUGUAACCGAAUGUUAAUAAAUGCAAUUCAUUCUAUUAUUGUAUCCUCAAAUAUUUGGUAUAUGCAUUGUAGAUAAUAUAAAAAAAAAGUAGGUAAUAUUAAUCUAUUUUAACUAUAAUUAUAACGUAUAUUGGUAUAAAGAACUGUCUUUAUGGCACUGAACAGUAACAGAUUAGGAUUCAAACAUGCAUGUACCUAACUGAGACUCACUGUUUUGUAAAAGAAUAUUUUAAAUUGGAAUCGCAAAAUUGUCAACCAAAAAUAAAAUGUAAUAAUUGGAAUCGCAAAAUUGUCAACCAAAAAUAAAAUGUAAUAAUUGGAAUCGCAAAAUUGUCAACCAAAAAUAAAA
Messenger RNA from Hylaeus volcanicus, 1638 nucleotides. It is a transcript of the gene Chrac-14, whose product is annotated as DNA polymerase epsilon subunit 3. The record is from RefSeq and is a predicted model, not a curated record. Bases 380 to 769 code for a protein of 129 amino acids. Gene Ontology annotation, biological process: heterochromatin formation; DNA damage response; leading strand elongation. Gene Ontology annotation, cellular component: CHRAC; epsilon DNA polymerase complex. Lineage: Eukaryota; Metazoa; Arthropoda; Insecta; Hymenoptera; Colletidae. Gene Ontology annotation, molecular function: chromatin DNA binding; protein heterodimerization activity. The transcript has 2 exons.